This is a messenger RNA of Cimex lectularius (bed bug), 1962 nucleotides long. It is a transcript of the gene Akt, whose product is annotated as RAC serine/threonine-protein kinase. The record is from RefSeq and is a predicted model, not a curated record. Gene Ontology annotation, molecular function: protein serine/threonine kinase activity; ATP binding. The coding region runs from base 300 to 1874 and encodes 524 amino acids. Lineage: Eukaryota; Metazoa; Arthropoda; Insecta; Hemiptera; Cimicidae. Gene Ontology annotation, biological process: protein phosphorylation. The transcript is spliced from 10 exons.
UUGAGUUUUGAAAUGGGCGUCCUUGUAACGGGGCGUUGAAAUCGGCGAGCGUCUCUGUCGAUCUCGAUUUGUUUUGCCGUCGGUCUCAACUCUCAGGUCUGAGGAGUGAGGAGUGAGGAAUGCCUCGGGAACCCGUAGCCCGCACCUCCGGCUCUCUUUUUAUCCCAGGUCGCGUUUUUCCCCUUUUCCGCCCUGCGACGCCCGUUUUCGAGGAGGACGCAGCCAUUUCAUCGGACGUGUUAUGAAUAUUACCUCGAAAGGAUUUUACGAACCAAGGCCGAUUUUAGAACAGCUCAAAAAUGGCUGAAUUGAUUCCACAGCCCGGUUGCGGAAAUCCAUUAUCGUCAGCCAAUAUUGUUAAAGAAGGAUGGCUCUAUAAGAGAGGUGAACAUAUUAAAAACUGGAGAUCGAGGUAUUUCCUUUUACUAGACGAUGGUUCUCUUAUGGGUUACAAGAACAAACCGGACAUCCCUUCGGAUCCUCUUAAUAAUUUCACAGUCAAGGGUAGUCAGGUGAUGAGGGCAGACCGUCCUAAACCGUAUACGUUUAUUAUAAGAGGACUGCAGUGGACAACAGUCAUUGAGCGUACUUUCCAUGUUGAAAGUGAGAGGGAGAGAGAAGAAUGGGUAGAUGCAAUUCAACGAGUUUCGAACAAACUUUCCGAACCUGCUGAUGUUGAGAUGAGAGUAGAUGGUUACAACCCAGUUCAAGAUCGAGGCUUCGAAGAUUUAACUAUUCCAACUGUUGAAGAAUUGAGUGUUAAGUUUUCUGAACAAGGGACCUCGAAUAGUAAGGGCUCUGGGAAAAAGAAAGUUACGCUCACAAAUUUUGAGUUUUUGAAAGUACUCGGAAAAGGAACUUUUGGGAAAGUUAUUCUUUGCCGAGAAAAAGCCACCGGAAGGCUUUAUGCUAUUAAAAUUUUGAAAAAAGAAGUCAUCAUUCAAAAAGAUGAAGUAUCUCACACACUGACUGAAAAUCGGGUUCUCCGAAAUACAAAUCACCCUUUUUUAAUUUCUUUGAAAUAUUCGUUCCAAACUGCUGACCGCCUCUGUUUUGUCAUGGAGUACGUUAAUGGUGGUGAAUUAUUUUUCCAUUUGUCACGUGAUAGAAUAUUUUCUGAAGACAGGACUCGGUUCUACGGUGCAGAAAUCAUUUCUGCCCUUGGAUAUUUACAUGCAAAUGGAAUAAUUUAUCGUGACCUAAAAUUGGAAAAUCUCCUUUUAGACAAAGAUGGUCAUAUUAAAAUUGCUGACUUCGGCCUUUGUAAAGAAGAUAUCAAAUAUGGGAGCACAACAAAGACAUUUUGUGGAACCCCUGAAUAUCUCGCUCCCGAGGUCCUUGAAGACAACGAUUAUGGGAGAGCUGUAGACUGGUGGGGUGUCGGCGUUGUUAUGUAUGAAAUGAUGGUCGGAAGGCUUCCGUUUUACAAUAAAGAUCAUGAUGUUUUAUUUACUCUUAUAAUAAUGGAAGAGGUCAAAUUCCCCAGAACGUUAUCUAGUGAAGCUAAAGACCUUUUGGCUGGACUCCUUGUAAAAAAUCCUCACAUGAGAUUGGGAGGUGGCCCUGAAGAUGCCAAAGACAUCAAAGCACAUCCCUUCUUUUCUUCGAUAAACUGGACUGAUCUUGAUCAAAAGAGGAUCCAGCCUCCGUUCAAGCCUCAUGUCACUUCCGAAACAGACACGUCUUACUUUGAUUCCGAGUUCACUGGAGAGUCGGUUGAGCUGACUCCGCCAGAAAAUGCCGCAGGUUAUUUGAACAGCAUAGCUGAGGAAAAUGACCCGACACAGCCUUAUUUUCCCCAGUUCAGCUUUCAGUGUGUUGGUUCUACUUCGACAGCUAAAAGCUUUAGCACUGGGUCACUUGUUCAUAAUUAAGUACGUAUUUUUAUUAGUUGUAAAUAGGUUAUUUCACUAAUGACUUGCUGCAGGAAAAAUAAAAAAAUAUAAAAAUAUAAAAAAAAAA